Danio aesculapii is the source of this 1311-nucleotide messenger RNA. It is a transcript of the gene sgk2a, whose product is annotated as serum/glucocorticoid regulated kinase 2a. NCBI's taxonomy places the organism in Eukaryota, Metazoa, Chordata, Actinopteri, Cypriniformes, Danionidae. The transcript is spliced from 12 exons. The coding region runs from base 70 to 1155 and encodes 361 amino acids. The record is from RefSeq and is a predicted model, not a curated record. Gene Ontology annotation, biological process: protein phosphorylation. Gene Ontology annotation, molecular function: protein serine/threonine kinase activity; ATP binding.
AGAGUCGCCAGCAUAUGAGACAUUAAACCCGACAUUCAAGAGAAAUUGCCGAGACUGUGAACGGCCGAGAUGGCUUAUUACGAUCCAACUCCAUCGUCUCCAUCAAAUGAAGUCAAUCUAGGCGCGUCCGUCAACCCUCAUGCCAAACCCACUGACUUUGACUUCCUGGCAGUGAUUGGUAAAGGGACAUUUGGGAAGGUGCUCCUAGCAAAACUGAAAGCGGAUGGAAAAUUCUACGCAGUCAAAGUUUUGCAGAAGAAGGUUAUAUUGAAGAAAAAAGAGCAAAAGAAUAUAAUGGCCGAGAGGAACGUGCUGCUCAAGAGUCUCAAACACCCUUUUCUGGUCGGGCUGCACUACUCCUUCCAGACCUCUGAGAAGCUUUAUUUUGUCCUGGAUUACGUCAAUGGUGGAGAGCUGUUUUAUCAUCUGCAAAGAGAGCGAUGUUUCUCUGAGCCGAGAGCUCGUUUCUACACGGCUGAAGUGGCCAGUGCCAUUGGAUACCUUCACUCUCUCAAUAUAGUUUACAGAGAUCUCAAGCCAGAAAACAUUCUGUUAGACUACCAGGGCCAUGUGGUCUUGACAGAUUUCGGCUUGUGUAAAGAAGGUAUAGAGCCGGAAGGAACCACAACCACCUUCUGCGGCACUCCAGAGUAUCUGGCGCCUGAAGUCCUGCGGAAAGAGCCGUAUGACCGGACCGUGGACUGGUGGUGUCUCGGAGCUGUGCUCCAUGAGAUGCUUUACAGCUUACCCCCAUUCUACAGCCGGGACGUUUCUGAGAUGUAUGACGCCAUCCUGCACAAACCUCUGCAUCUGCCGCCGGGAAAGUCCGAGUCUGCCUGUCUGCUGCUGUACGGCCUGCUGCAGAAAGACCAGCACCGGCGGACUGGAGCCAUCGCUGACUUCUUGGAGAUUAAAAACCAUGUGUUCUUUGCCCCCAUAAACUGGGACGACCUCUACCACAAGCGAAUCACUCCUCCAUACAACCCCAAUGUGAGGCCCCGGCAGACCUCCAGUCACAUUGACCCAGAGUUCACCAGAGAGAUGGUGCCACAUUCAGUGGGCCGCACGCCGGACCCCACGCCCAGCCUGGCCACCAGCAGCUCCAACGCCUUCACUGGCUUCUCCUACAUCUCUGGAGAGGACGGCUUUCUCUGAGAACAGAUGGAGGUUUCUGGACACUGCAAAAAACAUACACAAAAAUGCAUGAACUGUGAAGCAGAAACACCAGAAGAGCUCAGAGAGGCCGGACUCAUUCUGCAUCCGUAAAACACACACUGUAAUAAAAUAUACUUAAAUUAGCAGUUUUUCGUA